Messenger RNA from Oncorhynchus mykiss (rainbow trout), 3787 nucleotides. RefSeq names its product matrix metalloproteinase-14. The record is from RefSeq and is a predicted model, not a curated record. Gene Ontology annotation, cellular component: extracellular matrix; plasma membrane. Lineage: Eukaryota; Metazoa; Chordata; Actinopteri; Salmoniformes; Salmonidae. Gene Ontology annotation, biological process: skeletal system development; collagen catabolic process; zymogen activation. Gene Ontology annotation, molecular function: metalloendopeptidase activity; zinc ion binding.
UAGUAGUUUCCAGCAAAGGCCUCGAGAGGGACUCUCAAACUACCACAUCUGUAGCUGUGUGAGAGAGGAAUCAACAUAUCACAAGGACAAGUUUGGGGGAGAUGCAAAGAACUAGAUAAAACGUUGAGUACUGCGGACAAAGAUAAACUAGUAGGUCGAUUAUAGUUAGAGUGGAAAUUGAGCGUUAAAACGUUGGGAUGCCAAAUCAUUGAUGCAACCCGUCGCACCUCUUUCUUUAAUUAAGUUAAUCUUUAGAAGCAAGCUACGUUGAAUAUGUAUAUUUUCGACAUAGGAUGCAAGUGAUAAUAAUAUUUUUGACACCUUAUUUUGCAUUUGGAAGCAUUUUUCCUAUAUGUGUAGUCUAGUAGGCUCUUGAAAUUUGUUGACAAAUACCUACUUGAAGAAUCAGGCAAAAGUCAUAGAGGAACAGGGGCUUUUUGGACGGGUGUAGUGAAAUGGCACUCUGGAUAGAGGCGUUUGCCCAACUGCUGUUUCUCGUGUUGGCAUGGGACCCGAGCGCACAAGGAGCGGCACCACAAGAUAUAAAACACGAGGUGUGGUUGCAGCAAUAUGGCUACCUGCCGCCAGGUGACCUGCGGACACAUGCUUCCCGCUCCCCUUACUCCAUCACCACGGCCAUCACAGCCAUGCAGAGAUUCUACGGCCUGACCAUCACCGGCUCUAUCGACAAUAACACUUUAGAGGCGAUGAAGCGGCCGCGCUGUGGAGUUCCAGACAAGUUUGGCACUGUGCUGAAGAGCAACCUAAGAAAGAAGCGCUAUGCUAUCCAGGGCCUGAAAUGGGACAAGACCGAUCUCACCUAUUGUAUACAGAACUACACCCCUAAGGUGGGGGAAUAUGAGACCAAUGAGGCUAUCAGGAAGGCCUUCAAGGUGUGGGAAAAUGUGACCCCUCUACGCUUCAGGGAGAUCCCCUACAGUCACAUACGGGACAGGGUGGUGGACAUGGCAGACAUCAUGCUCUUCUUCGGUGAGGGUUUCCAUGGUGAUGCCAGUCCCUUCGAUGGCGAGGGGGGCUUCUUGGCACACGCCUACUUCCCCGGUAACGGCAUAGGGGGAGACACUCACUUUGACUCUGCAGAGCCCUGGACGGUCGGCAACAGUGAUCUGUCAGGCAAUGAUGUGUUCCUGGUGUCGGUACAUGAGCUGGGUCAUGCUCUUGGCCUGGAGCACUCCAACGACCCCUCUGCCAUCAUGGCUCCAUUCUACCAGUGGAUGGACACCGAGAACUUCCAGCUGCCUGAAGAUGACCUCAGGGGAAUACAGCAAAUCUAUGGUGGUAGAUCAGGUGGUGGCCCUCGCCCUCCUCCACCUAACCCACGCUCCCCUAACCACCCACCCAAACCCACUCACACCCCAUACAACCCUGGCUUUGGUCCUGACAUCUGUGAGGGACACUUUGACACCAUCGCCAUCCUCCGAGGAGAAAUGUUUGUGUUCAAGGAUAAGUGGUUCUGGAGAGUCCGUAACAACGCGGUUCUGGAUGGGUACCCAAUGCCAAUAGGCCAUUUCUGGAGGGGCCUGCCGUCAAACAUCAAUGCUGCUUAUGAAAGGGAUGAUGGCAAUUUUGUAUUUUUCAAAGGAGAUAGGCACUGGGUUUUCAAGGAGUCUCUUCUGGAGGAUGGCUACCCCAAGCCUCUGAAGGAGAUUGGAAGUGGUCUACCCAAAGACAAAAUAGACGCUGCUCUCUUCUACACCCCCACCGGCAAGACAUACUUCUUCAGAGGACACAAGUACUAUCGGUACAAUGAGGACUCACGCUCUGUGGACCCUGAAUACCCCAAACCCAUCAGUGUGUGGCAGGGCGUCCCAGACAAUAUUAAAGCUGGCAUCAUGAGCAGAGACCAAGGACACACCUACUUCUACAAAGCCAAUAAGUAUUGGAAGUUCAACAACCAGAAGCUUCGUGUUGAGCCUGGAUACCCCAAGUCUGCUCUUAAGGACUGGAUGGGCUGUCCAGAGGAGGACCCCAAGACCGACGGAGGGAGAGGGGGUGGAGGACAAGACCGGGAAGACAGAAAGGAGGAUAGAGACGAGACGGAGGUGAUCAUCAUCGAGGAGGAGGGAGGAUCUGGCGGAGGGGCGGGCGUGGUGGCGGCGGUGGUGGUUCCCCUCAUGCUGCUGGCGUGUGUGAUCCUCACUCUGGGGGCACUGCUGUUCUUCCGCAGGUACGGCACCCCACGCCGUCUCCUCUACUGUCAACGCUCACUACUGGACAAGGUGUAGAGGGGAGGAGAGGGAGAGAGAAGGAACGAGAGGAGGUUGAAGAGUUGAGAGGGACUGUAUAGGAGAGAAAAGAGCAAACAGAGGGAAAUGCAAGUGGAGAUGAGGGAGAAAAAUUUGAGAACUAAAGUCAAAGGGAUCUGUAGACUGUGAGCGAAGGUUAGCCAGAGCAAGAUAUAUUUGUUAGCUGUAGCUUAGAUAUUCCUUACCGGGGCCAACUUAAAUAUGGAAUAGAUUCCUUUUGCUCUUACACUCCCACUCUAUUCCUCUAUUUCUCCCCCCUCUUCUGUUCUCUCAUUGUGGUUGUUGACGCCAGCUCAUCGCUGUUUGUUUAGCCUUUUUAAAUUUUGUUUUUCAGUUGCUGUUGUCAGUGUUUGUGUCCUGGUAAAUUUCAGCUUUAUUUGAACAUAAUUAUGUGCAGUGCCUCCAUCCAUCCAUUCCAGCACCUAUUGUGUUAAAGAAUACAACCAACGUCAUGUGAUGUUCUGCUCCAUGUUAGUAGAGGAUGCUAGAUUCUGUCAAAGCCAUUCACCUAUUAAGUGUUGCCUCAUAUACAGUAUCUCAGUUAUAUCACAUGAACUAUGAACGGUCUGGAGAGAGAGGGGAUAAACACUGAGUUUACCAAACAUUAGGAACACCUUCCUAAUAUUGAGUUGCACCCUACCCCCUUUGCCCUCAGAACAGACUCAAUUCGUCGGGGAAUAGACUACAAGGUGUCGAAAGCGUUCCACAGGGAUGCUGGCCCAUGUUGACUCUACAUGGUGUUGAAAGUGUUCCACAGGGAUGCUGGCCCAUGUUGACUCCAAUGCUUCCCACAGUUGUGCCAAUUUGUCUGGAUGUCAUUUGGAUGGAGGACCAUUCUUGAUACACACAGGAAACUGUUGAGCAUUUUAAAAAAAACAGCAUUGUUGCAGUUCUUGACACAAACCGGUGCACCUGGCACCUACUAUGGAGUUGGGGGGCCAGACCCUGGUUUCUACACAAUGAGAACACUCUUUACAGCAAAUAUUGUUUGCUGUGAAUUAUUAGUAUCUUUCAUAUGAAUCUUAACCUUGUGACCCAUUCUAUACACCUGUGAUUUGUCAUGAACAUCCAGAAGGAUGGACUUAGUCCUGCUGGUUGGGCUCUCGCUUAAUCACCUACGUGGGGCUCGUUGACAAGCUCCAUUACUGCAAUAAUUCAAUAAUAAAGUUGACGAAAUGUAAAAGUCUCUCCUUCUGAUUAGAAUAAUUCCACGACAGUCCUUAAUAUUCUUUAAUGUCAUGCAGUGUUUUAAUGAUUAUUAUUAUGAUUAUUAUUAUUAUCAAUGAUGUUGUCAUUAUUAUUAUGUCUAGUACUAUUGUUUUUUGUUCUCCAUGUAUAGAAUGUGUUUGUGUACAUUGUCAUUAAAUGUCCUGCUGGACAGGGAACUACGUUUUGAAAGUGGCCUUAAAUGUAUAUUUGAUUUGAGGGAAAGGGAAUGGGAUGGGGAUAUUAUUUUGUGAAACUUGAUUGUUUUUCCAUCUCAAUGCAAUAAAUAGAAGAUAUGAAAAUGACUCCUUUUU